AUGAAGCUUCUCACUGGCCUCAUUUUCUGCUCCCUGACCCUGGGGGUCAGCAGUUGGUUUUCAUUUAUUGGUGAGGCUUACCGAGGGGCUGGGGGCAUGUGGCGAGCCUACUCUAACAUGAAGGAGGCCAACUGGAAAGAUUCAGACAAAUAUAUCCAUGCUAGAGGGAACUAUGAUGCAGCCUAACAGGUACUGGGGGAGUCUGGGCUGCUGAAGUCAUCAGUGAUGCAAGAGAGAGAAUUCAGAGUUUCAUGGGCCAUAGACAUGAGGAUUCCAUGGCUGA
Molecule: messenger RNA, 283 nt
Organism: Peromyscus maniculatus bairdii (prairie deer mouse)
Lineage: Eukaryota; Metazoa; Chordata; Mammalia; Rodentia; Cricetidae
Source: RefSeq, a predicted model, not a curated record